AUGGGCCGCCCUUUUGCUACCGGAUUGCCUCAUUAUGGGCACAUUCUUGCAGGGACCAUCAAGGAUGUUGUGACACGCUGGGCUCAACAAACUGGGCAUUAUGUGGAGCGCCGCUUCGGCUGGGAUACCCAUGGAUUGCCUGUCGAAUAUGAAAUCGACAAAGCGCUUGGCAUCAGUGGACCUGCUGAUGUCAUGGCCAUGGGAAUUGAUAAAUAUAAUGCGGAAUGUCGAAAGAUUGUCAUGCGUUAUGCCUCUGAAUGGGAACACAGCGUUAAUCGAAUGGGAAGAUGGAUCGAUUUCAAGAAUGACUACAAAACGAUGUAUCCGUGGUUCAUGGAGUCCGUGUGGUGGGCUUUCUCAGAGUUAUUCAAGAAAGGCCUUGUUUACAAAGGAGUCAAGGUGAUGCCUUAUUCUACUGCUUGCUGCACUCCAUUAUCGAAUUUCGAAGCUGGCUUAAAUUACAAAAUGGUCAACGAUCCGGCAGUUUGCGUUGGUUUCAAAGUUGAAAAUAUGGAAAAUCGAUACUUGGUCGCGUGGACCACCACACCGUGGACACUGCCUUCUAAUCUGGCUCUCGUUGUUCAUCCAGACUUAGAAUACGUGUUGGCACGAGAUAAAAACACAAAUGUCGAAUACAUUGUCAUGGAAUGCCGCCUUGGAGAACUCAAAAAUGAUCAUUUGGAGAUUUUGGAAAAGUUCCCGGGAAAAAAACUCGAGGGUACUUUAUAUGAACCGCUGUUUCCAUAUUUCAAACAUAUGCGCCAAGAGCGAAAUGCUUUCCGUGUCCUCGUCAACACGUUCGUCACCACUGAUCAAGGAACGGGAGUUGUACAUGAAGCUCCUUACUUUGGAGAGAUUGACUUCCAAGUUUGCCUUGAAAACAAAAUCAUCACUAAAGAUAUGAAGGUCGUUUGUCCUGUUGAUGAAACUGGCCGCUUUACCAAUGAAGUCUCUGAUUGGGCUGGAAUGUAUGUCAAAGAAGCAGAUAAGCUCAUCAUCAAGAAUUUAAAGGAAAGGGGACAUCUGGUUCAUCGCGGCGAAGUUGAACAUUCUUAUCCUUUCUGCUGGCGCUCUGAUACUCCACUACUGUACAAAGCAGUCCCUUCAUGGUUCAUUCGAGUAGAAGAAGUCGUGCCAAAACUAUUGGAGAACAAUGAGAAGACUUAUUGGGUUCCUUCAAUAGUCAAAGAGAAGCGUUUUGCAAACUGGCUUCGUGAUGCGCGUGAUUGGGCAGUUUCGAGGAAUCGUUUUUGGGGCACACCAAUAAAUCUUUGGGUUUCUGAUGACGGAGAAGAAAUUGUGUGCAUCAGUUCAAUUGCACAACUAGAAGAAUUGAGCGGCGAAAAGAUAACCGAUCUUCACCGAGAAAGCGUUGAUCAUAUUACCAUUCCUUCACGAACAGGAAGAGGGGUUUUGAAACGAGUCAGCGAAGUGUUCGAUUGUUGGUUUGAAUCUGGAUCGAUGCCCUAUGCACAGAAUCAUUACCCAUUUGAAAGAAAAAAAAUCUUUGAGGAAAAUUUCCCUGCGGACUUCAUUGCUGAAGGCAUUGACCAAACUCGAGGAUGGUUUUACACUUUAUUGGUACUUUCAACGUGUCUUUUUGGGAAGCCACCAUUCAAGAAUCUGAUUUGCAAUGGGCUGGUCUUGGCCGAAGAUGGAAGUAAAAUGUCCAAACGAAAGAAGAAUUAUCCGGACCCUAUGGAAAUCGUCAAUAAAUAUGGAGCAGAUGCACUUCGACUCUAUUUGAUCAACUCGCCUGUGGUUCGUGGAGAAAAUUUGCGUUUCCGAGAAAGUGGAGUCAAUGAGCUUUUAAAAGAUGUUUUCCUGCCUUGGUUUAAUGCGUAUCGCUUCUUGGCUCAAAACUUGAAGACUUAUGAAAGUGAAAGUGGAGCUCCAUUUGAGCUCGUACCACUUGCCAAGGACGGAAAUGUCAUGGAUCGUUGGGUUGAGUCCUUCACCAAUUCUCUUGUGCGUUUUGUAACAACAGAAAUGAAUGAGUAUCGUCUUUAUGCCGUCGUUGCGCCACUUACACGUUUCUUCGACACGUUAACCAAUUGCUACAUUCGCCUCAACAGGAAACGCAUCAAGGGAGAAAGUGGUAUAGAAGAACAAGCCGUGGCCCUUUCAGUACUAUGCCGAGUUCUGUCCAUCAUUUGCCGUUUGAUGGCACCGUUUACACCAUUCUUCUCGGAAUACGUGUGGCAACAUCUCAAACAGGUGGUUGGGGCCACUGAAGAAUCUGUUCAUUUCUGUCUGGUUCCAAAGCCAAAUGAAGACGCCAUUGAUGAAGGUGUUGAAAGAAGCGUUCAGGCUAUGAGGUCUGUCAUGGAAUUGGUCCGAGUAGUGCGAGAUCGUAAAGGCAUUGCCAUCAAGUAUCCGCUCAAAGAGAUGAUUGUAAUCAACAGAGAUGCACAAUUUCUUGACGAUGUUGAUAAUUUGAGUCACUACAUUCUCUCCGAGGCAAUUAAAUGUCGCAAGCUUGUUGUGAGCAGCGAUAAGGAAAAGUAUGGAGUUCGAUUGAAAGCUGAACCUAACUUCCGUUUACUCGGGGCUCGACUUAAAGGCGAUCAGAAGAAAGUGGCCGAGUAUUUGAAGAAAGAAAUUAGUCAAGCAGAGCUUGCACAAUUUCUGAAUGAAGGAAAAUUGGUGGUAGUGGGAUACGAAUUGACAAGCGAAGAGGUUUCAGUCAGCUACAGGGGGAUGGGUGAUCAAGCGGCGACACACCAUGAAUAUCAUUCCGAUGUUAAUACUAUCGUGGUUGUCGAUGUCUCGGAAGAUGAUACGUUGCUAGAAGAAGGAUUGGCUCGAGAGGUCACGAAUCGCAUUCAGAAGCUACGCAAAGCUGCCAAGUUAGUGCAAACCGACAAAGCCUCUGUUUAUUGUACUGUGUCUCCACCAGGGUGUAAAUUAUCUUUGGUUCUUGAUGCACACAAGGAAAAGAUUCAACAGGCUACCGGUACACCAAUGUUUUUUGAAACUCCGCCCACGGGAAUGAAAGUGGAUGUGGAGUUGGCAGAAGCGCAAGCCAAAAUUAAAGGGAUGCCGGGGAAAUCAAGCGAGAACGGGCCACAAAGCAAAACAAGCGCUAAGCAAGAUGAACUUCUUGUUCUCUACAAUGGUAAAUCUUUGUCUGUGCGACUCACGACAAAGGACGCAAAAAUGGAAAAAUAUUCGGACUUGCUUUAUGAGAUCAGAUCAGCUUUUGGUCUUUGGUCAGGAUCGGUUAAGCUGGCCAUGGAAGAUGGGAAGUUAAUUCACUCGACAUCUCCAAUCGGGAAGUUAAUGGGAAAAACCGUCAAUACCCGAAGCUUCGAAUCAUGGUUGAGGGCAAAGAAAUUAAUGGCACCUUUACUAUCAGCUCGGGAUAUCUUCCGC
Mesorhabditis belari is the source of this 3375-nucleotide messenger RNA. NCBI's taxonomy places the organism in Eukaryota, Metazoa, Nematoda, Chromadorea, Rhabditida, Rhabditidae. The record is from the annotation of a GenBank genome assembly.